CCUUCUCUGCAUACUCAAUUUCUUUCCUCAAAGAAAGUACAAAAAAUUUAAGAAUUUUUUCAAGAAAUUAUUAGAAAUGGAGGCAAUGAAGAUUAAGCAAUUUUUUGCUAUGAUGGUUGUGGCCAUGAUGAUGGCAGCAUCAAGUGUUUCAGCUGCAGAUUCAUCACCAGCUCCAAGUCCUACAUCUGAUGCUACCACCCUUUUUGUGCCAACAAUUAUUGCUUCCUUUGUUGCUCUUGUGUAUGGACUUCUUUUCUAAACUUAUGAACAAUGGAUUUAGAGGAUUAGUUUAAAUUGUUGUUUUAUUUCUUCUUAAAUUAUGAAUCAUAUCACUAAUAUUAUUAUUAUUAUUAUGUAUUUUUAUUUUAUUUUUUAUGUAUUAACACAUUGAUUCCUCACUUUUUAAUGUCCAACUUAUGUAAUACAUAUUAUUGUGAUUUGUUUGGAAUUCAUCCAUGCCCUUUUAUUUGGUUACAUAAUCUAUUCUC
Molecule: messenger RNA, 488 nt
Organism: Trifolium pratense (red clover)
Lineage: Eukaryota; Viridiplantae; Streptophyta; Magnoliopsida; Fabales; Fabaceae
Product: arabinogalactan protein 13-like
Exons: 1
Coding region: 77-259 (60 amino acids)
Source: RefSeq, a predicted model, not a curated record